UCAGUAGGGCAACGCCAUCAAAUCCUAGUAGUAAAUGGUUUUCUUUCUUUCUUAUAUUAGGACUAGGGUUAUCAAUUUAGCGUCUAUAUAAACCACAGUGAUAACAAAGCAUUGUAACUUUUGCUUAAAUCAUGGAGUGCUACAUCUCAGAACUCCCAUACGACAUCAUUCAAAAAUUCUUUUCCAAUCUCCCUUUCAAAUAUCUUUUACAGUGCAGGUUAGUUUGCAAAUCAUGGCGAGACAUUAUUGACGCAGCUAAUGGUCAAUUCUCAAGAGAAUGCUCUAGCACUCUGCUGCUCUUUGUGGAGACGAAAACAAUCAGUGUAUGUGAACAUAUUCAAGAAUGUCUCAAGAUCAACAUGAAGUCACCAUUAGCCACGGUAGAAAAGACAAGAGUCUCCUGUAUUGAAAUUCUUGGAAAAUCAAGUUACACCCAUUGCGAAGCACGCUUCAAUUCUGGGUUGAAUUGUAGGCUUAAGUUUGUCAAUUCUUGCAAUGGAUUGAUUUGUCUAGAAGAGUUAGUUCCUAUCUAUCUCCCGCAUCAUUCCAAUAAAGUUAUACGUAGUUAUGAAGAAAUUUUACGUAUAGUAAAUCCAAUGACAGCUGAUUAUAUUAUUCUUCCACAAUUAAGGAAAAAACUUGAUUGGAAUUUGUAUGAAUGUGUACUUGGGUUCUGUCAUAAGGGUAAUCAAUACAAGGCCAUGAGAAUUUCAUACAGAGUUGGUAAAAAUAGAGACAGAAGUACUGAUGAUAAUUGGCGAGCUCAUGUUUACACUCUUGGGUUUAGCACGGGUACCUGGAGAAGAAUCGAGAAUGUCCCUUCAUUUGAACAAAAUUCUUCCAGGCCUUUUUCUAAUGCAUUUGCUAAUGGGUGUUUUCAUUGGUUUUUCCUUAGGGAAAUAAUGACUUUUGAUUUUGAAAGUGAGAAAUUUAAAUCUAUUCCACUGCCUCACCAUGACUAUGAUGAGGAUACAUGGAUAAACAUUGGAGUUCUUAAAGACUCCAUCUUUAUAUCUAAGCAUGUCGAUCAAGGAUAUGGUCAUGAAGCUAUUGAGAUAUGGUUGAUGAAAGAGUAUGGUGCUGUGGAAUCUUGGGUCAGAGUGCAUGUCUUAGUGAAGACUACGUGUUUGAGAGGCUGCUUUGAAUAUCUUAGGAUAAUUAAAUUCUUUGAGAAUGGUGAUCUUUUAUUGUAUAAUGGGAUGGAUUGGCUUCUGUAUCACCAUGAGAUGAAAAAAUACACAAGAUUGCAUAUUCCUCCAGGGAUGGAAGCUUGUUUUAGUGAAAGUAUAAGAGUUGAAGUCAUUGAUCAUGAUCCGAGCUUUGCUUCACUCGGAGAUAUGAUGGUGGGAAACAACUUGAAGGUUUCAAAUGCAAGACUAAGACGUUCGACACUCUAAAUCACCCUGUGAAGAAGAUAAGCUUGUUAAUUUGCAUGAUGUCCAUGGUGCUGAUUCUUCCAAACCACGUCCUGGUGUUAGAGGUAGCUUUAAUAAAUGAAGAUAAUAGAAAAAUAAAGAAGGGUUUGUGUUGAUCUUUCAUAAAGAUCAUAGCUUUACAAUAAUUUUGUUUUGGAUCCUCUGUGGUUGUGUUUUUUCAUUUUUCUUUCAAGCUGCUACUUCUGAUGUGAUGACGAUGGAAUGCAUAUCAGAUACUUUGUUAUUAUUAUGUUAAUCAUGAAAUCAGUUAUGGCCUAUUAUGGGUAAUUUUCUUAUUUUGUUUGAAAUUAGUCGUAGCUGCAGUGAUGAUAAUCAUGAAGUAAGUUAUGGCCUAUUACGGGUAAUUUUUUAGUUUUUUUCUUUAAAAAGAUUGUAGUUAUUUUUACUUGAUGGAAUUAGGAUAUGGUGGUAUGUUGAGUAAAGAUGUAUUGUUAGUUUUAGUUAAUUAUUGUGCUUGUAUUGAUAGUGGACAAAGUGAGGACAUUGUUUGAUUAUCAAAACAUUCUGUUUGUGACUCUGAUGUGUUUGCUAGGAAUAUGGGGAAGUUAAUAGGCUUGAAUGCAAUUCAUCAUUCAUCUUAUGCAAGUUUAGCAGCAGAUGUCUUUGUUAGGGAUGGAUAGCAACAAAAAAUGGCAAAAUUAGUAGUCUUGAGAUAAAAGUAAAAAAAAAGUAGUGCUCCUGUAAUGGUAGCAAGCAGUGCAUGUCAGGGUGUGCAAAUUUUUGAGUCAUGGGAGAUCUUGAAUGCUUGGAAGAUCAAACUUUAAUACAUGAUAAUGUUGUGUUAUCAGCUAAUUGAGUAAUUCUUGGAAUUGCAAAUACAGAAUUAUAGUGUUUAGUGAUGUUUUUUAGCUGUUGCUGCUAUUAUGUGGCUUUUGUGGGUGCAAUCUGAUUCAUUUUUAUGUUGGUUUUGAAUGCCAGAAUGUGGUUCUCUUGUUGUUUCCAAACUGUUGGAUUAAACAGCAUUUUCCAAAUUAAUACCUGACA
This is a messenger RNA of Ricinus communis (castor bean), 2420 nucleotides long. RefSeq names its product F-box protein At3g07870. Bases 132 to 1397 code for a protein of 421 amino acids. The record is from RefSeq and is a predicted model, not a curated record. The transcript has a single exon. Gene Ontology annotation, molecular function: protein binding. Lineage: Eukaryota; Viridiplantae; Streptophyta; Magnoliopsida; Malpighiales; Euphorbiaceae.